UCACUUGUGGUUUAACAGGGCGGGGUCGAGAUAUAUAUAUAUAUGCUGUACAAGAAAAACAACUCCUUUCUUUCGACUGCAGUGACAGUCAAGAAUGUGUCCACAAGAGCUCUUAUUGGAUUACACUAUACAUGAAAAAUGGCAUUUGCAGCAGCUGGCUGUCUAUAUGUUGCAGAAGACAAAAGUGCUGAAUGUACCUCAAGUGACAUUAGUCUGCCACACAUAAAUAAGAAUAAAAGAGCUUCUGCGUCAUUCCCAGCUAUCAGGCCAACUCUGAGUUCUACAGUACCACAGAAUGUUGUUAAAAUAUUCAAACGACUUGGGAAGGCCUGUCACCAGCAGUUCAAAAUACCAGCAACCAAAAGCAUUCAACCAAAAGACAGUUUCUCUCUUGAUGAGUCAAAGAACAUUAUCAUAGAUCUGGCUGCUGAACUGGACAGAGUGCUACAGUCCAAUAUCCUCUUCUCAAUGACUCGAAAGUUUAAAAAUAAAGGAACUAAAGAAGAACAGGAAGAACAGCAACAUUAUAUUUUGCAAUGGGCUGAAGAUCUUGAGAACACACAAACAAAACUGGACAAGGAAGAGAAACAACAGACCUGUUCCAAGCAGUUGUCAAACAGUGAAAUGAAAUUUAACAAAGCAAAAAAAAUCUUGUCUGACUGGUCUUGGAAACUGAAAGAAAUGAAACAGAACUCAGUAUGUCCAAAGGGGGAAUGUAAAGAAACACUGAGGGAUUUCCAUAAAGAGUGGAAGCAGGGAGAGUCCAGCAUACUCCCAGUAAUGGACUGGAUCAUAUGGACUGUACUACAGUCAGAAAGCUCUGAGGAUUCAGUCUCCAGACAGUGGGUGAAGUGUAAACAGAGGUCCAAAAACACAGUUGGAUUACACAUUCCUGACUCAGUUUGGAACUGGAUUACAAAACCAACAGCUGUUGUAAUUCUGGAUCCAAACACAGCCAACCCAGAUCUCCUAGUCUCUGAAGAUGGAAAAUCUUUGAGGGCAAAAGAAUAUGGUCCCAAUAACUGGGAAGGGUUCCAAUGGAAGCGUUCUAAAUAUGAUGGCUGGACAUGUGUCCAAGCUAAAGAGGGUUAUAACACAGGUAGCCAUUACUGGGAAGUAGAUGUGAAGAAAAAAUGUGAGUGGCGGGUGGGAGUCGUGAAGGAAUCAGCUCCUCGGAAUGGCUAUAUCACCAUGAACACAAAAACAGGGUACUGGAAUCUGCGUCUGCAGCUGGGAACGUUGAUGGCUCUGACUGAACCAGUCACUAAACUCAACCUGCCAACACCCUCUAAGAUAGGAGUUUAUCUGGACAUAGAUGAGGGCCAUGUCUCCUUCUAUGAUGCAGUGAAAAGAAAACAUAUCUACACCUUUAACACAGACUUUAAUGAGACUGAAAACAUUCAUCCAAUGUUUGGCACUGUUGAGACAGACAGACCAUUGGUGAUUUCAUCAUAAAAUGUAUUUCCCAAUAUGUAAACAUGUUAUUCUGUUAUUUCAACGUGAUCUCAUGAGAAUACGUGUGUAUUUUUACGUAAAUUGUGGUUCUACCACACGUACAUUUACGUACGUUUUCAUACACACAAAAACGUACAACAUUGACGUAUUUAGAGGACUAAAACGUAAAAAUACUUACGUAUUAACAGCAAUAAAAACGUAAAUCAUGUAACGUAAAGUGUGAAUGUAUAUGAAUUCCCAUGUAUUAAUAUUAAAAUCGUGACUUUAAUGAUUUAA
Messenger RNA from Ctenopharyngodon idella (grass carp), 1731 nucleotides. RefSeq names its product SPRY_PRY_C-I_1 domain-containing protein. The record is from RefSeq and is a predicted model, not a curated record. The transcript is spliced from 11 exons. Lineage: Eukaryota; Metazoa; Chordata; Actinopteri; Cypriniformes; Xenocyprididae. Gene Ontology annotation, molecular function: protein binding. The coding region runs from base 139 to 1455 and encodes 438 amino acids.